AUGUUUCCCCUUGCUCGAUGUCGACAGAUUCUCUGCUUGUUAUUAAUUUCAAUCUUUCUGCAAUUGAUAACUGCCAGCAACAUCUAUCCACCGAAUUUCCCAUCAAAUCUCAAAUACGAUUUCUUGGUCAGAGACCCAAGUCAUAACCCAGAAAUCGAACCAUAUCAAGAGAAAAGACAUCACCGAAAUCGAGGGAAAGCCAAAGCGAAAGCAAAAUACGUGUCGAUCUCUCCAAUCGACGGAAUGCUUCGAAUUUUGGACAAAGAUCGACCCUGGGCACGCGCGAUCAAUCGAUAUUUAUAU
Messenger RNA from Mesorhabditis belari, 303 nucleotides. Lineage: Eukaryota; Metazoa; Nematoda; Chromadorea; Rhabditida; Rhabditidae. The record is from the annotation of a GenBank genome assembly.